This is a messenger RNA of Cynara cardunculus var. scolymus (artichoke), 3715 nucleotides long. Its product is annotated as auxin response factor 8-like. Gene Ontology annotation, cellular component: nucleus. The record is from RefSeq and is a predicted model, not a curated record. The transcript has 13 exons. Bases 983 to 3454 code for a protein of 823 amino acids. Gene Ontology annotation, biological process: regulation of DNA-templated transcription; response to hormone. Gene Ontology annotation, molecular function: protein binding; DNA binding. Lineage: Eukaryota; Viridiplantae; Streptophyta; Magnoliopsida; Asterales; Asteraceae.
CCACUGAAGGAUGGUCGCACAUGCCUACUGUCAUGUCACUCCAAAAUCAACGGUUACGAUCUCCAGGUACGGUUUUCCCGACGGCCGUGAUCAUCCUUCUCUUUCCUCUCUCUCGUUUGCUUCUGAUUGCUAUAGAUACACUCAUAUAUAUCCCUCCAACCCAUUUCUCUCUCAUCGUUUUUAUUUUUCUCUCUCUCUCUACUGCUCUUCAGGUCGACUACGGUCGGGUCGGGUGCCUUGUAUAAAAUCUCUCUGCGUCACCUUCCAUCUUUCUUUCUUUUUUCUAUUUUUUAUUACCUCGAUAGCGAUUGGGGAAAAAAGUUUGACACAGAGAGAGGAAGGGGUUUUUCAUGGCGGUUUUGGGAAGAACCAGUGGUUUGCUGAGCUGGGUUAGGGUUUUGUAUUCCUGUGGUUUUAGUUAUGCGGGGAAGGUUUAAUUGUGGAAUAAUGCAUGUGAAAAUUACGUGUUUUAGAGUCAGGAAGAAGAGGUUAAGUUGAAAAAGGGGGAAAUUGGGGGGAGGGGUUUUGCUUGAUCACUUGAGAGAUUUGUUGAGUGAUGGUUUAGAAUUUGAAGAUUAUAAACAAGGCUUUAUAGUUGCUCGUGAGGGUUGGUUUAGCUGAUGCUUAUAAAAUUAUUAAAUAUACAUAUAUAAAAUAAGCCAAGGGUUUAGAUAAAAUAUGAAGCUUUCAACAUCAGGGUUGGGUCAGCAGCCUCAUGAAGGUAUCUCCUUCAAAUCUUUCUUCUUGAUUUUUGUUUUUUCUUUAAUCCGACUUUACAUGCGUGUCUCCUUUUCAUUUAUUCUUCUUAGUUGUAUCCUAAACAUUUUUCUAUCUUUCUAGACAUUCUUUAUGUCGAUGCUUGUGUGUUAUAUAUUCUUGAUUAAUUAGUAUUUAAGUCUUUGAUGGUUUUGUGGGUUAAUUUAUUGCUUCUUGUCAUCACCCAUGAAAGGAGAAAAGAAAUGCUUGAAUUCGGAGCUGUGGCAUGCCUGUGCUGGUCCUCUUGUGUCCCUACCGAUUGUGGGCAGUCGAGUGGUUUACUUCCCUCAGGGCCAUAGUGAGCAGCCAGGUUGCUGCCACCACUAAUAAAGAAGUGGAUGCUCACAUACCCAAUUAUCCAAGCCUACCUCCCCAGUUGAUCUGCCAACUUCACAAUGUCACUAUGCAUGCAGAUGUUGAAACGGAUGAGGUGUAUGCCCAAAUGACAUUGCAGCCCUUGACUGCGCAAGAACAAAAGGACACGUUUCUCCCGGUCGAGCUAGGUACUCCGAGCAGGCAGCCAACUAAUUACUUUUGCAAGACAUUAACAGCCAGCGAUACUAGUACCCAUGGGGGAUUCUCUGUUCCUCGCCGCGCAGCAGAAAAAGUGUUCCCUCCACUGGAUUUCUCUCAGCAGCCACCUGCCCAGGAACUUAUUGCGAGGGAUCUCCAUGACGUUGAAUGGAAGUUCAGGCAUAUCUUUAGGGGGCAGCCCAAACGUCAUCUUCUUACCACAGGGUGGAGUGUUUUUGUGAGCGCGAAGAGACUUGUUGCUGGAGAUUCUGUGCUUUUUAUCUGGAAUGAAAAAAAUCAGCUCCUCCUGGGGAUCCGUCGUGCUACUCGUCCGCAAACUGUAAUGCCAUCAUCUGUUCUAUCAAGUGAUAGCAUGCACAUUGGACUCCUUGCUGCUGCUGCUCAUGCAGCUGCUACGAAUAGUUGUUUCACGAUAUUCUAUAAUCCAAGAGCGAGUCCAUGUGAAUUUGUUAUACCACUUUCAAAAUAUGUCAAAGCUGUGUAUCAUACACGUGUUUCUGUUGGGAUGCGAUUCCGGAUGCUCUUUGAAACUGAAGAGUCAAGUGUUCGGAGAUACAUGGGUACUAUUACUGGCAUUGGUGACUUGGAUCCUGUUCGUUGGCCCAACUCUCACUGGCGAUCUGUCAAGGUUGGUUGGGAUGAAUCAACUGCAGGUGAGAGGCAGCCACGGGUAUCAUUAUGGGAAAUUGAACCACUAACAACUUUUCCUAUGUAUCCAUCACUCUUUCCCCUUCGGCUGAAACGGCCUUGGUAUCCUGGAGCUUCGUCUUUUCAAGACAGCAGAGAUGAUGCAGUUAAUGGAAUGGCAUGGUUGAGAGGGGAUACCGGCGAGCAAGGACUUCAUUCUCUGAAUUUUCAGUCUGUUGGCAUGUUUCCUUGGAUGCAACAAAGAGUUGAUCCGUCUUUCCUUCAAAGUAAUCUUAAUCAACAGUACCAAGCUGCAUUGGCCGCAGGUUUGCAAAAUUUAGGAAGUGGAGAUGCUUUGAAACAGCAAUUGAUGCAGUUUCAGCAACAGCAGCAGCCCAUUCAAUACCCUCAGCAUUCUGGCGCCUCUAAUCCACUGUUUCAACAGUCUCACCAACCAAUUCAGCAGUUAAUUCCUCAGCAGUUUGUGCAUGGACAAACCCAAAUGUUGGAUAACCUACCUCGGUCACAACAGCAGCAAGUCAACAAUCAACCAGAGGAACAACAGCAGCAGCAGCUGCCACCAAAUUCGUAUCCGGAGACAUAUCUGGUCCAACAUGAACAGCUUCAAACAAGGCCGCAAUCAACUCACUCUUUUCAGAAAACAGAAUUCAUGGACCCAAAUGUUAAAUUUACUUCCAACAUUACUACUUCAGCCAUGCAGAAUAUGUUGGGUUCACUAAGCCCUGAAGGAAAUAGCAACCUUUUGAGUUUUUCAAGAACAGGGCAGCCCGCACUUGCUGAGCAUCAGUCGAACCAGCAAUCAUGGGUGUCAAGGUUUGCACAAUCACAAGCCAAUUUGUCUUCUGGUUCACCAUCAGUUUUGCCAUAUCCAGAGAAAAAUGGUGGCGCGGAGCAGGAAACUUCAAGCUUAGAUGCACAGAAUCAUUCUUUAUUUGGUGGAACCAAUAUCGACUCAUCUGGUCUUCUACUUCCGGCCACUGUGUCAAACAUUGGUGCUUCAUCAACCGAGACUGAUUUAACCACCAUGCCUUCAGGAGCUUCUGGGUUACAGAAUUCUCCCUACUUUGGCUACAUGCAAGACUCUUCCGAGUUGUUGCACACUACAGGACAAAUUGACCCGCCAAACCCUAAUCGUACAUUUGUCAAGGUUUACAAAUCAGGUUCGGUAGGAAGGUCACUUGACAUCACCCGGUUCAACAGCUAUCCUGAGCUGCGAGAGGAGCUGGGACAGAUGUUCAAUAUUGAGGGGUUGCUUGAAGACCCUCAAAGAUCAGGCUGGCAGCUUGUAUUCGUUGACAGGGAGAAUGACGUUCUUCUCCUUGGAGACGGCCCCUGGGAGGCAUUUGUAAAUAGUGUGUGGUAUAUCAAGAUACUCUCUCCUGAGGAUGUUCAGAAACUGGGUAAGCAAGAGUUGGAAUCAUUGAGCCAAAACACAGGUGAAAGAAUGAGUAGCCUCGCAAAUGAUGGUAGGGACCUUUCUGGGCUUCCUCCAUCGAUGGGCUCCCUUGAUUUUUGAGAUUCACGGAAGAAGAACAAAGACGACGCAUUUGAUUUUAAACUUGUGUUUUGGUGGUGCUUUUAACGUCGUGAUCUACUUUGUAUGGUAUAUGAUUAUCCGUCGUUUCCGUUUCGUUUCUGUUUCCGUUUCCACUUCCAUUUCCACUUCGAUUUAGUAGGUGUUAGUUGUAUUCUGGUAAUUUAGUAAAUGUUAGACUUGUUAAAUGAUUCGAAACUUUAGAACAUAUAUGGAGUCUCAGCCAAUUGUUGACCUUUGUGA